This is a messenger RNA of Rhincodon typus (whale shark), 3168 nucleotides long. RefSeq names its product interferon omega-1-like. NCBI's taxonomy places the organism in Eukaryota, Metazoa, Chordata, Chondrichthyes, Orectolobiformes, Rhincodontidae. The coding region runs from base 903 to 1463 and encodes 186 amino acids. Gene Ontology annotation, molecular function: cytokine receptor binding. The record is from RefSeq and is a predicted model, not a curated record. The transcript has 5 exons. Gene Ontology annotation, biological process: defense response. Gene Ontology annotation, cellular component: extracellular region.
GUCUGACCCGCUGUGUUUACAAACUCCCCUGCCUUUCGGAAAUGACAAAACGCGUCACUUUCCCUGAGGCACUUUCGCUUUUGAGAAAAUUGACACGAGGUUCAUUUCCAGAGAGAAACCGACAUGGACACAUUCCCGGGAGAGAGAGAGCAGACAGAAGCGAUGAAAGGAAAGGGAACGGGAUCACUUUCGGAGUCGGAUCAGAUCCUGAGGAUUUCACACGGAUCCUGAAAACGGCUCCAGAGUCCGAGCGGGAAAUAAGAACCCUGCUCCAGUGAGGGAGCGGACUCUGGGCCAGGUGAAUGUGAGCGGAGAAAGUCGCCAGCAGCCGGUGAUCCAGGCCUGUGAUCCGGGCUCCCUGUCAUCUCCAACCUGGGAAAUGGGAACGGGACUAGCGCCGUGUUAACACACCGGGGAUUCCUGCAAUCGGGGUCUCUACAAUCCGGAUGAGGACAUCUAGCCCCCAGGACAUAUCCCCAUACCCCCCAAUCCCACCACCCAACUACAGAGCCCCGCCCUGCACCAGCUCAGUGCCCGAUGAUCUGAACACACUCAACAUUCAGCUGCAAAUCGAGUGCUGGUUGCGAUUUUCGACCCGGGAUUUUCCAGCCGUUGCUUCUGGAAUCUCCAGCUUUUCGAUUCCUUACCUCAGAAAGAAACGGCAUACACUCCUGAUCCAGGUCCUCCAAAAUUCCUGGGAGCUGUUUUCACUUUUGGAAUGUAAUGUGCCCCUUUAAAGCCGCCAGCAUGGCAGUGCCGGUGAGAGCAACCAGCAGAGCCCAGGCUCACACUCACAGCACUCGGCAGCACAGGCGGCCGCUCCCGGAUCACAAUCCGCUCCGAUUGCACACUGACCGCUUUCUCAUCUUCCACCUCGGUGCUGCCUUCUGGCUCGGUGCAACAUGGCUCUGGCGACGAUUUGGAGAUUUUGGACGGUGCUGGUCUUGGUGUCCGGCAGCCUGAGUCUGGGUUGUGAGAGGUUGCAGUUACAGCAAGUUCUCAACACGGAGACUCUGAGCAAACUGCAUGAAAUGGAGGGUCGCUUUCCUUGGCAAUGUGUAAGAGAAAGAUCUGCACUUAAAGCCAAGCCCUUGAACUUGGUGAAGCUUUCAGAAGGUUUACAGGCCCAGGACAAGAUCCAGAUACUUCAUCAAACCUUGCGUCACAUCAAGAAGAUCUACAGCAUGAACCUGGGGUCAGCCACUUGGGCCCGGGACAAGGUGGAAAACGUCCGGCUUCUCCUUGAUCGACAGUUCAGGGAAGUAGAUGAAUGUGUUAAGAGAUCAGGAACAGAGGCCAGACUCAGCAGAAACACCACCAUUCACAAAUACUUCAGGAAACUGCGAAAGUUUCUCAAGCAGAAGAACUUUAAUGACUGUUCCUGGGAAAUAAGCCGCACUGAGACCAGAGCCCGUUUACAACAGUUGUUUGUCAUUAUGGCACAAGUCGGCAGAAGAAAUUAAAAGAAAGUCGAAAGGCGUGUCUAGUAGAAGAUGGAACAAUUUGUUUUUAAAUAACCUGCCAUAUCUACAGUUAAUGGUAUCUUGACUGUUUUGUGAUGACACUUUACUGCAUGGUUACUGAUGGAGAGCAAAUACUAUAUUGCUGAUAGUUUGUACUUGAUCAUUUAAUCAAAAUUAUCGCUGAGUUAUUUUCCUAGGGAAAUCUGAGAAGAAUGCUAUUUCUGGACCUUUCUUUAUUGGCUGACAGCCUUUACAGUUCAAAGUCUCAACUGAGCUUUGUUCCAUGCUAAUAUAAGACCGUUUACCACAUCUGUUCUCAUGUGGUGCAGCAUUUUUCAUGUGGCAGCCUUAUCAAAUGCCUUUUUGGAAAUCCAAGUGCACUACAAGAGCCAGAUUCCCUUUAUCCAACUCCAUUGUUUGGUUUUCUAGAGGCCACUUUUGAAACUGGCCUAAACAGCUGACUCCAUUCUUGCUCCCCAUCCUACCUAGUGGUUUUAAAUUGAUCGCCAGGAUACUGUCACGCAAUAAGCAAUGCAAUUUUCACACUUGGUAUAAAAUCAACGAGGACAAAAGGGCCUGAAGAUUUUUCACUGACAUAUUUAAUACAGACUGUCAAUGAGAAGUCAUUUUAGAGAUCUCACUUUUUCCUUGAAGAAGUAUUAUGUUUUAUGCAAAUGUAAAGGAUUAUUAAUUAUACAAAACUAUUAGUUUGGAUCAGUGAUGACACUCUAAGUCAGAAUGUCAUGGGUUUAAACCCCACCUGAAAGGUCACUUGUUACUUUCCUUUGAGCUUUUUGAAGCUCCUCAAUCCUGUUGUUGAGCUUUCAGUAACAAUUCUGCAGUGAUAAUGCUCUGGCUAGAACAGAGCUCUUGUUUACAAAGUAUUCUCUGGCUUAAGUGUCCAACCAAUGACACCCGAUCUCAUCAUUGGCUCACACUGAUGUUUCCCUCUGGUUCUCUAAAUGGUCAACACUACUUUAUUUAAAUUUGUAUUAAUUUAUUCAUAUUUAUCAUUUCAUGUUAUGAACUGCUGCUGUUUUGUAUUGCAUGAGAAUUGAGUUCCAAAAAAUAAUUUAUUAAUAUUUAUGAGAGUAAGCAAAUAUAGAAUAUUUUUAUAAACUAGAAACUUUUGAUACUGAAUGAAGGCAUGUUUGAGCAAAUACAUUUUUUUGAAAAUGAUACAUUUAUUGGAGUAAUAUUUAUUUCUUGUCUGUGUCCAUCAGUCUCCCAUACUCACUAUAGCUAUUCUAGAUUGCUUUACUUGCUGUUUGUUACUGAUAUGCCUUCUCUAGUCUACCUUUCUUUCUCCAACUUCUGAUGUUCCCUUACCAGGCAAAAUAUGUGAAUCCCAUUGAAUCUAAUAAGCCUCAUUUUCUAUUUACUGGACAGUAUGACUGAUUCAGCCUUUCAGUGACACAUCUGUAUUCCUCCUCUGGAUGAGAAGCUCAUACUCAAGGAGAUAACAAAAAGAAAUGGGGGGAUAUAAAUGGAAUGGGGCCUUUAUCCCAUAAGCACAUAUUCUUUACAGCUUCAGGCUGAUUAGCUCAUUACAGACAAUAUCUUUCUAACUGUUCAUGCCAUAAGUUUAAAUACAUUGGAAGUAAGAGUAGAAGUUGUACAAUGUUCUCUCAUCCUGAAAUCUGUUAACACUAUGCCAACUUCAAAAGGUUACUUAAAGUGUGGUUUAUUUCUUCCCUCUCUUCAA